UAUCUGAUCUGAUACAAAACAAGUGCCAAAUCUGUAAUCAUCCACAAAACAGGCAAAAGCUUAAAACUUUGCCACCAAUUCGGAGACCCAGUUGCCGGAAGUCCAAUUUUCCGGCGAGAUUCCGGCCAAAAAUGGCGGUGGACAGUGAAAAAACGGGCUCUGAUGGGAAAGUUUGGAGCUUUUGUAGCAUGCCAUUUUGGCAAACAACUCAUGCUUCUUCAUCUUCUUCUUCAACAUCUUCUAUGCAUAGUGUUCACAAUCAAAGCCAGAUUCUUCAGUCUCUUGAUAGAUCAACUCAGCAACCUUCGAACUCUGUUUCUUCAGUAGCAAAGUCUUUUCUCCCUACAAGGAGAAGAUUCCGUCUUGAUCCUCCCAACAAGCUCUAUUUUCCAUAUGAACCAGGUAAGCAAGUUAGGAGCGCCAUCGCAAUUAAAAACACUUGCAAGUCUCAUGUGGCUUUCAAGUUUCAAACAACUGCACCCAAGAGUUGUUAUAUGCGCCCUCCAGGUGGUAUUCUUGCGCCUGGUGAAAGUAUAAUUGCAAUUGUGUUUAAGUUUGUGGAGCCACCAGAGAACAAUGAGAAACCAAUUGACCAAAAAAGCAGGGUUAAGUUUAAAAUUAUGAGCUUAAAAGUGAAAGGUGAAAUGGACUAUGUACCAGAACUGUUUGAAGAGCAAAGGGAUCAUGUAGCAGUGGAGCAAAUUUUGCGUGUGGUUUUUCUGGACCCUGAAAUCCCUAGCAUUGCUCUGGAUAAGCUUAAACGACAACUGGCCGAGGCUGAGGCUGCAUUGGAAGCAAGAAAGAAGCCCCCAGAGGAGACAGGUCCUCGAAUAGCUGGGGAAGGACUUGUUAUAGAUGAAUGGAAAGAAAGAAGAGAAAGAUACCUGGCUAGGCAACAGGUGGAAGUGGUUGAUUCAAUGUAAAGUAUUUCUUUAUUUUUUUGGUUGUGCCCUGAAUUGUUCUCGUUUUAUGUUCAGAAAUUGAAGUCCUUGGCCACGAUCUAUCAAAUGUGAUUGAGUGACCUUGCUAAGUUCUCCAAAUACAUAUUGUGAAAGCAUUUCUUUUUUCUAUUUUGGUAGCAUGUUUGUGGUGUUAAGAUACUUAUGCGCAUGUUUGUAGACGGAUAUCUCUUUGUCUGUUUGAAAUGAAAUUGAUCUUCGU
This is a messenger RNA of Abrus precatorius (Indian licorice), 1161 nucleotides long. RefSeq names its product vesicle-associated protein 4-2-like. Gene Ontology annotation, biological process: endoplasmic reticulum membrane organization. The transcript has 7 exons. The record is from RefSeq and is a predicted model, not a curated record. Bases 132 to 923 code for a protein of 263 amino acids. Gene Ontology annotation, cellular component: endoplasmic reticulum membrane; plasma membrane. NCBI's taxonomy places the organism in Eukaryota, Viridiplantae, Streptophyta, Magnoliopsida, Fabales, Fabaceae.